GCUUGCGACUGACAAUGUUUCCUGUCAGUCGGGUGCAGGGGAUGCACGAAAAGCUCAGAGACUUGCGACUGCGAUACUCAACAUGGAUGAAAUUGGUAUUUUAGCGAAAAAGGAAACCUGCGAGCUGGUCGCGAGCACUGAUUGUGCAAUUACUGCAAGCUUUCAAAAUUUUGGUGGAGGCGCUUAACCAAACCGGUGCUUACCACAGCUGCCGAGAGGUGUGUAUAGUUACCGCCAGAACUUUUCUUACGCAGUAUUACUCUAAAAGUGUAUAUAAUUUGGAGCCAUGUAUCCAGCGGACGAGCUCUUCGCGAAUGGCUUAGCUGCUUCGACCGCUGCCCUCGAAAAAUUCAAGCAAUGGCUGGAAGCUAUUCGCGGAUGCACACCGGAAGCCGCUUCUGAGAUGUUGCCAUUUGGCACCAUAAAUGGACGCCAACAAUACCCCUUUAUGCCUCUCGAAUAUCUUCACCGAAGUGCCACUCUUAUCAGAAGUAUCAAUACUCUACUUGGAGCAAACGGCGCAUUAUGUCGACUGCGGUCCAGCGAUCUUGGCGCCUCGGCAUCCAGCCUCACGAAUUCAGUUGAAGUUCCGCGGGAAUAUGACACUUUGGACUUGUUCGCUACAUCAAACAUUCCAAAAGGCAGCGUCAUUCUCAGGGACUCAACAUUGUUGUGUGCGAUUGAUGCACCCACAACCAUCAAUCCCGCAACUGGCGGUCAAGCAUCUCCCAACUUGCGCUGCGAAGCUUGUUGCGACGAAUGGCCCUGGAACUAGGAUAGUCGACAAAAGUGCUGCCGUAUGCAUUAUUGCGGACAGGGACAUUAAGUCAGGUGAGGAGAUCACCAUAGAGUACACUGACAUUGACGAACACUGGGACCGCAAGGAGAGGAGUCUCAAAUUACAACAUUGGGUAACCGAAUGUAUGUGUACGAAGUGCACAAGCGAAGUGGAUGGGAAAUGCUAGAUUUCAAGAUGCUGUAUUUUCUCCAAAGCUUUGCAAUCUCGUGGAUUUGGUAUUGUCGAGCGGGAGAAAACCUCAGAUGGACUUCUAUUCUCUUUUCUUUC
Molecule: messenger RNA, 1066 nt
Organism: Mollisia scopiformis
Lineage: Eukaryota; Fungi; Ascomycota; Leotiomycetes; Helotiales; Mollisiaceae
Exons: 1
Coding region: 426-965 (179 amino acids)
Source: RefSeq, a predicted model, not a curated record